AUGUACGAUAGCUGCCCCUACGGUGGGGGCCUAGAGCUGAAGAGAUGUUCCAUCAAGUCAGAAGAGAUUGGUUCCAGCGAUUGGUACAGGUUCUGUAACCCGAGCACCUUCCAGCAGCUCAAGCAAAGUGUCGAAAAGGCCAAAGCUGCCCUUAGCGUGUCCAGUGCCUUCACCGACCUAGCCCCGGCCUUCCAGAAUGAAGACAAGAGGCAUGCUUGGAACAAAUGGCUGUUCUGUUCCAAAAAUCUUCCUAAUUUGGAGAGGAUAUUUGACUUAUGGACUCUAGAUUGA
This is a messenger RNA of Nezara viridula (southern green stink bug), 291 nucleotides long. NCBI's taxonomy places the organism in Eukaryota, Metazoa, Arthropoda, Insecta, Hemiptera, Pentatomidae. The record is from the annotation of a GenBank genome assembly.